This is a messenger RNA of Cricetulus griseus (Chinese hamster), 999 nucleotides long. NCBI's taxonomy places the organism in Eukaryota, Metazoa, Chordata, Mammalia, Rodentia, Cricetidae. The record is from RefSeq and is a predicted model, not a curated record.
CAGGCUGACCUUGAACUCACAGAGAUCUGCUUGUCUCUGCCUGCUAGGUGCUGGGAUUAAAGGUCUGGGCACCAGAUGAACGAAAAAUAUAAAUAAAAGGACAUGGCUGCUCCUGAGGAGUUGAGGUUUUUAUUAUACAUAAAAGGGAGAGAGAGUACAGGCAGAGACAGAGGCAUCUGGAAGAGUGCAGAAGACUGAACCAGGCCAUAUUUCAGCUUUAACAGUCAGUGGGGAACUGAGAGACACUGUGCCCAUUGUCCUAUUGUGCCCCUCAAGAGCCCUAGUGACAGAUGAAACCAAAGGCUAGAACUGGAACAGUAACUGCUGGCAUUGUUCCUGCCUGCAAGCUGGUGUUUGCCACCUGAUACCUUGAUGGGACCCAAGCACAGGCAUGCUGACUGUAAUGCUGCUGAGCUGUGCCCUGCUGCUGGCAUUGCCUCCCACGCUGGGGGUCCAGAUGCGCUUGGCACCCCUGGAAGGCAUCAGAAGGCCUGACCAGGCCCUGUUCCCAGAAUUCCCAGGUGAGUAUGGUCAGGGUGGGCAUGUGUGGGGUGAGGACAAUUGUUGGUCACAAAUCUGCCUGUUCGGGCUAAGCCCUCAUUCCCGAAUCCCAAUCCCAACCCUGGAGGUGCACACUUGGUGCAUGGUGGGUGUGGCCCUCACAUCCUCUGCUCCAGGUCUAAGUCUGAAUGGCCCGAAGAGGACAACUGCAGACAGAACAGAAGAGGCUUUGCUGCAGAAGGCAGAAGCGUUGGCGGAGGUGCUAGAUGCACAGAAUCGCGAGACUCGUUCUCCGCGUCGCUGUGUACGGCUGCACGAGUCCUGUCUGGGACAGCAAGUACCUUGCUGCGAUCCGUGCGCCACGUGCUACUGCCGCUUCUUCAAUGCCUUUUGCUACUGCCGCAAGCUGGGUACUGCCACGAAUCUCUGCAGCCGCACCUAAUCAAUGGAUGUUGGGCAAAGGCAGAGUCGCGAAUAAAGGACGGGACCAACCCUAAA